AAGGCCAAUGGAAUGACGUUCGGUCAUCUGUCAACUCAACUGUCUAAUGUCAUGUCAAUUCGUGUCUUGUUUUUGUUGAAUGUAUGCAAAUUUUUCAUUGUUUGUUAAGUUGGAAUACCAUUAUUUGUUGUUAAACAAGAAGUAUUAGGGAGAGGCGGCGAAAUUUCCGGCAAUUUAACCAAAAUGGGGGACGGCAACGAUGGUGAAAAACAGCCGCUAUUAUCUACCGAAAUUUCCAACUAUAAUGGUGAUGUUUCUGGUCAACAAGCUACAGUCUCCCCCAUCGGCCCCGAUGAGCUGCCGCCGCCGUUCUUCCAGCAAUCCGAAGGGGGCGGCGUCCCCAUGGUCACCUGCCGAGUGUGCCAAGCCAUGAUCGACAUAUCCGGCAAAAGGGACCAGCACGUGGUCAAGUGUACACAAUGCAACGAAGCAACGCCUAUCCGGAACGCCCCGCCGGGCAAAAAGUACGUCCGAUGCCCGUGCAACUGUCUGUUGAUAUGCAAGAGCUCAUCGCAGCGCAUCGCCUGCCCUCGACCCAACUGCAAGCGAAUCAUCAACCUGGCGCCGAGCCCCGUCACGCCGCCGGUGCCCACCAUGCCCGGCAUGUGCCGGGUCACCUGCGGACAUUGCCACGACACCUUCCUGUUCAACACGUUGAACAACGCCUUGGCGCGGUGUCCGCACUGCAGGAAGAUCUCGUCGGUGGGGCCGGAUUACGCGCGCGGUCGCGCCAAUAUUUUCCUCAUCCUGGCGGCGGUGUUUCUGAUGGUGGCGGUCGGCGUGACCGCCGGCACGUUCGCCUACGCCCGCCAGCACAGCGGCACCUACGUGGCGUACGUGGGCGCUUUUUUGCUGGCCUUGAUCAUGUUCGUGCGCAGCAUGUACUAUUUCUUUAUGAAGGUGAGCAUCAUCGAGGGGCCGAUGUAAGAGGGCGCUCGAGACGAUGAAGGACUGUAACGUUUCC
Molecule: messenger RNA, 964 nt
Organism: Phyllotreta striolata
Lineage: Eukaryota; Metazoa; Arthropoda; Insecta; Coleoptera; Chrysomelidae
Source: the annotation of a GenBank genome assembly